UUCACCUUCCUGGCUAUGGCUUUCAGGUCUGUCCAGGACUACUUACUCCAGUAUAAAACUGAGAGCAGAAAUAUGAUCACAUACUAAGAAGUCUAAUCAAUUCUGGUUUCAACACUGAGCCUAUUUAAAAAAGAUAAUGGAAUUGCUGUUCCUUGUUCUAUUCUCUGUGCACAUUCUCAAGACAGAGGCAGUAGUUGGACACCACUGGUGCUAUCAGUCGCAGAAGGAUGAACAGCCCACCUGUAAAGAUCCUCGACAAUGGCAUGUAGUAGAUGGCACCUGCAAAGGAAACUAUCAGUCUCCUAUCAAUAUUGUCACCAAAGAUGUCAUUUAUGACAAGAGCCUGAAGCCACUGAAUUUUGAAGGUUAUGAUGUGAAGGGGUCUUCCAAAUGGAACAUAGAGAACAAUGGACAUACAGUUAAAAUAACAUUGGGCACAUCCCCUAAAAUUGGAGGUGGAGGUCUGAGAAGAAAAUACAAAGCAAUAGAAUUUCACUUCCACUGGGGAGUCCAAGACAUGCCGCAUUACCUUCCUGGGUCAGAGCACAGCAUAGAUGGAGAAAAACAAGCUAUGGAGCUUCACAUUGUCCACAUAAGAGAAGAUGCUUUGGAUAUAGCAGAUGCAAAGAAAAUUUCAGACGGGAUAGCCGUGUUAGCAUUCUUUAUAAAGGUUGACGAAGAAAAUAAAAACUACGCAACUCUAAUAAGCGAAUUAGAUAACAUUCAGUACAAAGGGAAAAUAUCACAGAUGGACCCUUUGCCACUGAGUUCCCUUAUUCCACCUGAAGAUGAUCUUAGGAGGUACUAUCGGUAUGAGGGCUCCCUCACCACUCCCGACUGCCAUGAGGGUGUCAUCUGGACAGUGUUUGAGAAGCCGGUUGAGCUCAGUAUUUUCCAGGUUUCUCAGUUCUCAACAGUUCACUUUGAUGGGAAGAACUCAACAUACAUGGUUGAAAAUUUUCGGCCCGCUCAGUUUCUUAAUGAACGAUAUGUGUAUUGGUCCAGUGCCAGCACCCUCCUGCCUCCUGCUAAGGUUUUAAUGUUGGUCCUGAUCCUUACGUACAUCCUGAGCUCUCUUUUCCAGUGAACACUUCUCACUUUUUUUUUUUUUUUUUGGCCAGUUGUUUUUUCUAUCAAGUCUUCUCUCUAACUGCCAACUCCUGAAUUAUAUCUGAAUACAGAAUGUUACCUUUUUUUCCUCCAUACACUAACCAACAACUCCUGUUGCUGCUAUUACAUAAAAAUUAAAUCCUUUGCACUUAAUUACAAGAUUUCUAAGGAACUGUAAGAUAAAACUCUGAAGAUUCUAAUUUAAAAAACACUUAAAGAAAACAUUAGGAUGGAUUAUCUUCUGUAUAUCCUGUAACACAACACUGGAAGGACACUUUACAAGCUCUAUGGAGGACUUUCUGGAGCAAUCUGUUCUUAAGUGCCUGUGAAGGUUUUUGUCUGGAGUACGUUUACUUUCAACACUGCAAGUCAGGAAGACAAACAUCUCGGGUAAUUCUUAUCAUGCCUACAUUGUCCUAUAUGAAGGUACAAUACAGAGCAUAAAAAUGCUCACACAAUUGAGCAACAUUUGGGUCAUUCUAUCUAGAGAUGUGACAAAUUUCAUCUGUACUACCACAUUUUUUCCACCUUCUUCUUUCAGAAUAUCUAAAGUGAAUUCUUAGGUAAGGAUGCUGGAUUCCUUGCAUCUAACCUACUGAUUCUGGAUUUCAAUUUCUCUACUCAGCGUAUUUAUUCAGACUAGUACAGCAUCCUAUUUCAGGAUGCCCAUGGCAGAUAUGAUGUGCCAGAAGCAAAAAGGGGAGCUCAUCCGCCUAUACCAAUUGCACAUCUGUGCAAAUUCUCUCUUAGAAAGCCAUGGUUGAAGCGUGAGACUUUGAUGCUCCUUUAUAUUUUUCAUUUGCAUAAAAAAAUGGGACAGCUCAAAUAAACUCUCUUUCCAAUAUCACAUUUUAGAAGCUUUACAAUUUCAGUUUGAACAUUUCAGUGUGAAUAUUUCCACAUGUUUUUUUUUUUUAGAAUAACAAGCCUGUAAAAUAUUUACAUAUGGUUAACAGUCAUAGUUUUUGCAAGAUUUUGAUUUGAAUUGAUUUCUUCAGAUCUCACCCAGUUACUUACAGAGAAGCUCAAUAUAUUGGGAAAUGGGAUUCCCUUGUACUAUUCUGAAAACAAACGUAACUGACUGUUUUCUUAGCUAAUGCCAUACAACACGUUGCAGCUACUUUGAGAAUUUUAGGUUUUGGCCAUGCCAAAAUAGAAUGUUACGCUAGUGGACUUUACUACUUUCUUUAGAGCAAUGUUUGCAGGGAUGACUCUACGCUAUGGCUAUGUAGUCAUUUUCAGGAAAAUCAUGACAGUGUGACUAAGCACAGAGCACCAAAGGAGAAAAAAUAUUUUCGUAUUUAACAAUCAAUAAUAUAAGCUUAAACAAUGUAAAAGCAAACGCACCUUGUUACAUUUAGAGGAAUGGUUAGGACUAAUUGUAUUUUUAGAUAACUGAAAACUUUUGAGAAGCAGACAUAAAAGAAAGAUUAAAACUGAACAGACCUACUG
Oxyura jamaicensis (ruddy duck) is the source of this 2562-nucleotide messenger RNA. RefSeq names its product carbonic anhydrase 4 (gene CA4). The coding region runs from base 137 to 1087 and encodes 316 amino acids. The transcript has 8 exons. NCBI's taxonomy places the organism in Eukaryota, Metazoa, Chordata, Aves, Anseriformes, Anatidae. Gene Ontology annotation, cellular component: plasma membrane. The record is from RefSeq and is a predicted model, not a curated record. Gene Ontology annotation, molecular function: carbonate dehydratase activity; zinc ion binding.